Molecule: messenger RNA, 510 nt
Organism: Labrus bergylta (ballan wrasse)
Lineage: Eukaryota; Metazoa; Chordata; Actinopteri; Labriformes; Labridae
Source: RefSeq, a predicted model, not a curated record
UUAAGGAUGAUGGCUGAGGGGCGUUUUGCCAGCCUGCCGAGGUCCCUGCAUGCCCACCACACCCUGGGUGGAGGCUCUGCUCACCCUGGAGUCCCCCCCUCCUCUCUGGGAGUCUCCAGCAGCAGCACCUGCUCCUCCAGGAGGCUCCAGGCCUCCCUCGCCUCCUCCAUGGACCUCCUCAGCUCCAGACCGGGUUUUCCUCCCGGCAGCAGUGGCAGCCUAUCAGAGCUUCCCACUUCUUCCUACCAGCAAGUCUCCAUUCACGGAACUCUGCCUCGGCGCAAAAAAGGAGGGGUCAACAUCACCCACGGGAACUACACCUGGGACCCCAGAGCCAAUCACAUGCAGCCGGUACUGACUCCCGGACAAGUCAAUAAACCCCUGACCUCCCCGCUUGUCCAAAACAUCAUUGAUGACUUUCAUGGUUACAGGGAGCCCACUGCAGGUCUGGACGCCACCGUGGACUAUGUGAAGUCCAUGUCUGAACCUCUCUUAUCGUUCUCAGCCUAG